UUUUAUGUUAGGAAUAAUUUUAAGGAGGUACUUCUGGACUUUGACAAGGGAUUAUUUGAGAAAGUUCACGGUGUGCCUAUUUAUGGAUACAUCCAGUCAGAUCCGACUUUGAGUAAUGUUUUUAAUAAGGCAAUGUCUAAUUUAAGUUUAAUCACGAUGAACAAGAUACUUGAAACAUAUGAAGGAUUUGAAGAAAUGUCAUUGCUAGUUGAUGUGGGCGGUGGCAUUGGCCAAAAUUUGAAUAUGAUAAUCUCCAAGUAUCCUUCUAUAAAUGGUAUUAACUUUGAUCUACCCCAUGCGAUACGCAAAGCUCCAAUUUAUCCAGGGAUAAAGCAUGUAGAAGGAGAUAUGUUUAAAAGUGUUCCUAAAGGUGAUGCUAUAUUAUUGAAGGUUGUAUUGCACAAUUGGUCGGAUGAAGAAUGUAUUAAAAUUUUAAGUAAUUGCUACGAAGCUUUGCCACAAAAUGGGAAGGUAAUCGUCGUGGAGUAUAUAGUUCCUGAAGAAAUUCACUCCACUGAUGUAGAUAAAAUUGUAACUGGCUUCGACAACAUGAUGCUUCUGAUCAAUGAUGGAAGCGAAAGAACGGAGAAACAAUUUGAGAAUUUAUGCAAACACUCGGGAUUUUCUCAUUUUCAUGUAGCUACUCAUGUCUUAUCUACUCUGUCAGUGAUUGAAUUUCGUAAGUGAAUAAUAGGAAGUUUAGGAUCAUAAACUUGAUUGACUGUACUAUUGAUGAUGCAGUCACUAUGCACUUAUUAAUAUUUGUGCAAAUAAAUGUUACAGAAUAAAUGGUCCAGUUAUAAUUAUAAAAACUUUCAAUAUCACUCUUCGGUUGGAA
This is a messenger RNA of Cajanus cajan (pigeon pea), 838 nucleotides long. Lineage: Eukaryota; Viridiplantae; Streptophyta; Magnoliopsida; Fabales; Fabaceae. The record is from RefSeq and is a predicted model, not a curated record.